Molecule: messenger RNA, 1008 nt
Organism: Prosopis cineraria
Lineage: Eukaryota; Viridiplantae; Streptophyta; Magnoliopsida; Fabales; Fabaceae
Product: DNA gyrase subunit A, chloroplastic/mitochondrial-like
Exons: 7
Coding region: 122-898 (258 amino acids)
Biological process (GO): DNA topological change
Cellular component (GO): cytoplasm; DNA topoisomerase type II (double strand cut, ATP-hydrolyzing) complex
Molecular function (GO): DNA topoisomerase type II (double strand cut, ATP-hydrolyzing) activity; DNA binding; ATP binding
Source: RefSeq, a predicted model, not a curated record
UCAGCUAUCAGCAAAUACUAUAACACAGCUAAAAGCCCUAAACCCUGCAACUCUACUCCACUUCUCAUCCACUGCACACGCUCGCUCGCUCUCUCACUGUCAUCUCUAAAAUGGCUAACCUAUGAAACCCUCGCCGAUUCAAAACCACACGGAGCUUCUUUCUCCUUCUUCGAUGGCUUUUGCCUCUGCGCUGAGAGUCUCAUCAAUUCUCAGGUAUCGUCUAUCUCCGCCCCUUGCUCCGAUUCGCUUGUCUAGGCUCCAGCAGAGCUUCUCAGGGAACCGCUUUCUCUCUGCAAGUACUCCCGACAAGCCCCGGCCUGUCAGUGCCCAACGCCGGGAUGGGCCGGUGCACGCGGGAAGAGAGGAGAAUGGGGGAGUUACGGUGAAGGAUAGAAGUGAAAACGAUGGAAGGGUUUUGCCUUCGGAACUUCACAAGGAGGCAACUGAAGCUUAUAUGGCUUAUGCCAUGUCUGUGUUGCUCGGUCGCGCAUUGCCUGAUGUUCGUGACGGGUUGAAGCCGGUGCACAGAAGAAUUCUAUUUGCAAUGCAUGAGCUUGGCCUUUCAUCACGUAAACCCUUCAAGAAAUGUGCAAGAGUUGUUGGAGAGGUUUUGGGGAAGUUUCAUCCUCAUGGAGACUCUGCUGUGUAUGAUUCUUUAGUAAGAAUGGCCCAGGAUUUCUCCUUACGUUGUCCACUAAUCCAAGGGCAUGGGAACUUUGGAUCAAUUGAUGCGGACCCUCCAGCUGCCAUGCGUUACACAGAGUGUAGAUUGGAAGCACUCACUGAAGCAAUGCUGUUGGCAGAUUUACAGCAAGAUACGGUUGAUUUUGUUCCAAAUUUGAUAAUUCACAGAAAGAACCUUCCCUUCUACCUGCUCGGCUCCCAACCUUGCUGUUGAAUGGUUCUUCAGGGAUUGCGGUUGGCAUGGCGACCAAUAUCCCUCCUCAUAAUCUUGGGGAAUUAGUAGAUGCUCUUUGUGUGUUGAUUCACAAUCCAGAAGCUACUGUG